UAAGCAGCAAUGCUCCGAUCAAAGAGCUGAGAGCAAAGCAGGGUGCAGCUGCCCUAUAAUGACUGGCCACCACAGUUGGGGAUAUGGGCAGGAUGACGGGCCUUCUGAGUGGCACAGAUCUUAUCCUAUUGCCCGAGGGAACCGUCAGUCACCUAUUGAUAUAAUUUCUGCAAAAGCAGUCUAUGACCCGAAUCUGAUGCCGCUUAUUGUCUCCUAUGAAUCCUGCACGUCUCUCAACAUCUCCAACAAUGGCCACUCAGUUAUGGUUGAGUUUGAAGAUACUGAUGACAAGACAGUGAUCAGCGGUGGUCCCUUUGAAAAUCCCUUUCGGCUAAAGCAGUUCCACUUCCACUGGGGGGCAAAGCACAGCCAGGGAUCAGAGCAUACAAUUGAUGGCAAACCUUUCCCCUGUGAGCUCCACUUAGUUCACUGGAAUGCCAGAAAAUAUGCAACAUUUGGAGAAGCAGCAGCAGCUCCAGAUGGCUUGGCAGUAGUUGGUGUUUUCUUGGAGAUUGGAAAAGAACACGCCAAUAUGAACAGGCUCACUGAUGCUUUGUACAUGGUAAAAUUUAAAGGGACAAAAGCUCAAUUUAGAAGCUUCAACCCCAAAUGUCUCCUGCCUUUGCGUCUAGAUUACUGGACGUACCUUGGAUCUUUGACAACACCACCACUUAAUGAAAGUGUAACGUGGAUAGUGCUGAAAGAACCCAUCAGUAUUUCUGAGAAACAGCUGGAGAAAUUCCGCACGCUCCUCUUCACCAGUGAGGAAGACCAGAGGAUUCAAAUGGUGAAUAAUUUUCGCCCCCCUCAGCCACUGAAGGGGAGAGUAGUUCGAGCUUCCUUCAAUGCCUGAAGAAAACUGACAAUGGCCCUGCAAUAUCCAAGAGCUUCCACAUGAAAGACAAUCUUUUUUUUAAAACACUCCUCAAGUGUGCAAGAUAGCCAUUUCCCUGAACACGCCAUACUUGGAGGGGGACAACAACUUUCUGAUUUUAUAGUUGAUUUAAAUAUUUAAAAUCUCACUCUAACUUAAUCUUUCAUCUUUUUAACUGGAACUCUUCUUGGUAUAAGGGAUAGUGAAGUAAUUGGGAAUGCUGUCCAGGACUCGAAACUAAGAAUCAAUAUAAGACACUGUUGCACUAUUAGUGCUGAUGCACACACCAGAUUGUUUGAUUUAAUGCAAGAUGAAACAAUAGUCAAUAAAUUUGUAUCAACUGGACUUAAAUUUUUCAUAGUUUGAGCUCCCUUUGAAAGAUUUUCACUAUGUUUUAGCUGCCUGACCAAGUGCACAAGUAGUACAGAAGUUGUUCUUCAUUCACCUCAAGUAGGCACUGAUGGGAACACCACUACUUGAAAAUAUAUACAUUUUUCAAGUUAUUGUUCUAAGAUGCAAAUGCUGAGUUUAAAAACAGACCAUAUUAUUGCACACUAUUGUUAGACAUCAAUUCUUUUAGCCCGUACAGAAUACAUAAUUAGUGGCCUCGUUAGUUCUGUUGAAAACAUCCGUAGAAAUUCAGGUAUGUAACUUCUGGCUAUCUCAAUUGUUCAAAUUCUACCUCAGGUGAUUUGCUUUGCAAUAUGACCUUCGGUGUCUGCCCUACAGAAUGUAGAUUGUUUAUUUUACUUAAGAACUAAUGUGGGUAGACCUUGACUGCACUGAAUGUACAUUGCUGCACAAAUCAUCCCCUAGCUAUGGCCCUCUUCAGGGAUAUUCCCUGCAAAUGUGAGGCUUCAUCAGUCGUGAAUACUUUACCUCCUCAAAACAGUGGCUUUAGACAAGUCGUGCUUUAGUGUUGCUGCUACUGCAGCGUAGUGAUGAAAUUAUUCAGACUACUGUGUCUAGUGGUAAAUAGUGAGGUUAUCUGUAACUAUACUCACUCUAUUUUCAGUUAUUUAAUUAUGGGCUUCAAAUGUUUCAUUAAAUCUGUAUACUUCAGACAUGAUUUGUUGAUUAUCUGUUAUCAUCUUAAACGAAAAAAAUGUUCAAAGCUGUAUACCUUAAAGGAAAGCAAAGGGGUUAGUGAGGAGAACACCUACUAUGGCCUAUUUUUUUAUUUUCUGAAAAGGGAGAAAGAUACUGUGUGUGAAGCACAGUAUGAGGAAUUGAAGGCCAGAAUUCUAGAUGCAACUCUUUACAGCUUUUCUGGUAUGCCAACCUAAAAUAUUCUGUUCCUCUGUUUCUUCAUAUGUAAAACAAGAGUUACACUGUAUGACUGACCUACCUCACAGGGAUGUUGUGAGGGUUAACUCAGCACUGUUUUAUAUUUGAGACUCUUACACAGACUAUACUAGAGGAAAUAAUAGAGAAGAAACAUAACAAAAUGUUUUUAACUAUAUGAAUGUAGCUUUGCUAGUAAUGCAAACUGGUAUUGCAAAAAAUAAAUCUAUUUAUGUAUCUUCAUUUGUCCAUUUAAAUAAAUGACACUUAAAUAUGUAUCUCA
Molecule: messenger RNA, 2441 nt
Organism: Anas platyrhynchos (mallard)
Lineage: Eukaryota; Metazoa; Chordata; Aves; Anseriformes; Anatidae
Gene: CA7
Product: carbonic anhydrase 7
Biological process (GO): regulation of intracellular pH
Cellular component (GO): cytoplasm
Molecular function (GO): carbonate dehydratase activity; zinc ion binding
Source: RefSeq, a predicted model, not a curated record